Messenger RNA from Eruca vesicaria subsp. sativa (arugula), 2447 nucleotides. The record is from the annotation of a GenBank genome assembly. NCBI's taxonomy places the organism in Eukaryota, Viridiplantae, Streptophyta, Magnoliopsida, Brassicales, Brassicaceae.
CCGAAAUUAAAACGAGCGAAAAAAAGGAAAAAAAAAAUAUCUAAAAAAAAUAAAAUCUCUUUUAAUUUUGUUUAAAGCAAAGCGUCUUCUUCCUUACACUCAUCCUCCUCAUUUUCCUCAAAUUCAUCUUCGGAAACUCACUAUAAAUUGUAAAUAUCUCACCUUCUGAUCUCUUCUUCUUCAAAUCUAAAGUAAAGUUAUUAUUUUUUUCUGUAUAAAAUUCUUUCUAGAACUCCUCGAAUUCGCGAGGAUUUCGUGUUAGUAAUCAGUUUUUAGUUUCCAUAGAAAAAAGGUGACUUUUGAUUCCCGAGAAACCGACGUUCUUCAGGGAUUUAAUUUGAUUUAUUCAAUUUGUUGAAACUUUUCUGAUUCUAAAAAAAAAAAAAAACAGAACACAAAAAAUGGUGAUGGCGACGACUAUAUCAAUCUACGCUAGUCCACCUAGCAGCGUGUGCUCCACGCCGCACCAGAUCACUGAUCUCGAUCUAACCUCCAGAAAUUUGUCGACCUCACCGCAGAAACUCGGAGGCCUCUCCUCUCUCUUCUCCGGCAAAGGAGACGACUUUUCGUCUCUACGUAGUGACGUGGAUUAUAAAGAUCUAACCUUUACCACCUCCUCCUCCUUCUGUUACUCUCCGGCGAGAUUGGUUGGUUCCUCUUAUCAUCGACGAGAGUCUCACCAGAGCCCUAUCUCUGUGUUUCACGGUCCUGUCUCCUGUAGCUGCAGCCCUCCGAUGAGAAGCUUCCACGGUGGCUCCCAUCGUGUAGGAGCUAACGGAUUGUUUAACAGAUUCGUGAGGAAAGCCGUUGGUUCUUGCGUUGAUUACGAGUUGGGAUCAGAUGAGUUAACGUUUCCCAUGGAGGAUGGAUCAGAUACGAGACAGCCUUACGCGAGAGACUUGCUGAGACGUGCUCAGUUAAGACACAAGAUCUUUGAAGAUGAGUCUGUGAUCAAAGCUUUUUACGAAGCAGAGAAAGCUCAUAGAGGACAGAUGAGAGCAAGUGGGGAUCCUUACUUGCAACAUUGUGUUGAGACUGCUAUGUUGUUGGCUAAUAUUGGAGCUAACUCAACUGUUGUUGUCGCUGGGCUUCUUCAUGAUACUAUGGAUGAUUCGUUCAUGAGUUAUGAUUAUAUUCUUAGAAACUUUGGUGCUGGAGUUGCUGAUUUGGUCCAAGGGGUUUCAAAGCUUAGCCAACUAAGCAAACUCGCUAGAGAGAACAACACAGCGUGUAAAACAGUUGAAGCAGAUAGAUUACAUACAAUGUUUCUUGCAAUGGCCGAUGCAAGAGCUGUUCUCAUCAAACUAGCUGAUCGUCUACACAACAUGAUGACGCUUUACGCUUUGUCCCCAGUGAAGCAGCAGAGGUUUGCUAAAGAGACUCUUGAGAUAUUCGCACCUCUGGCUAACAGAUUAGGAAUCUCUAAGUGGAAAGUUCAGCUUGAGAAUCUUUGUUUCAAGCAUCUUUACCCACACCAGCAUAACGAGAUGUCAACCAUGCUUGAGGAUUCGUUUGAUGAAGCUAUGAUUACUUCUGCGAUAGAGAAACUGGAGCAAGCUCUCAAGAGAGAAGGCGUUUCUUACCAUGUUCUAUGUGGAAGGCACAAGAGUUUGUAUAGUAUUUACAGCAAAAUGCUGAAGAAAAAGCUAACAGUGGAUGAGAUUCACGACAUUCAUGGGUUGCGUUUGAUAGUUAACAACGAAGGAGAUUGUUACAAGGCCUUAGGAGUAGUUCAUAGUUUAUGGUCUGAAGUUCCUGGAAAGCUGAAGGAUUACAUUACUCAUCCCAAGUUCAAUGGGUAUCAAUCUUUGCACACGGUAGUGAUGGACAAUGGAACGGUUCCACUUGAAGUCCAAAUACGUACACAAGAGAUGCAUUUACAAGCUGAGUUUGGGUUUGCUGCUCACUGGAGGUACAAGGAAGGUGACUGCAAAUACUCUUCGUUUGUGCUUCAGAUGGUUGAAUGGGCUCGGUGGGUUGUAACUUGGCACUGUGAAACAAUGAGCAAAGACCGAACUUCCAUUUGUUCUUCUGAUUCCAUCAAACCCCCUUGCAAGUUUCCCUCUCACUCUGAGGACUGCCCUGCUUCUUACAAGCCUAACAGUAGCCAGGAUGGACCAGUCUAUGUCAUUGUAAUCGAAAACGACAAGAUGUCUGUGCAAGAGUUUCCAGCGAGUUCAACAGUCUCGGAUCUGCUGAGCAGGGCGGGGACAGGGAGCUCGAGGUGGUCCAUGUAUGGGAUACCAGCAAAGGAAGAGCUAAGGCCAAGGCUGAACCAGAAGCCUGUAAGCGACCUCAAGUGGAAGCUGAAUAUGGGUGAUGUGGUGGAGCUGACUCCACCAAUUCCUGAUGAGUCUCUGCCUGAAUACAGAGAAGAGAUUCAACGAAUGUAUGAUCAAGGGCUAGCGUUUUCUCGCCCUGGGACCAUGGUUGGAUGGGGAAGCUGA